AUGAUGCCCCGUCGCUCCGGCCGGCUCCCCGAGCGCCCCCGUGACCAAGCGCAGCGCGACGCCAUCCGUACCGACGAAGACCUCGUCACCCUCACCAGCGACUUGCUCAAGUCCGCCACCCGCAACGCGCAGCGUUACAACACCCCCAUUGCUCUCUGGCGCGUCGCCUUCGCGACCGACACGCACCGCCACGCCGUCGAGAGCCUCCGCCGUCAGGUGGAGUGCAUCCGCCGCUUCAACGGGCUCGUGCACGACUACGCGCGCUGGGACGCCGAGGACGCGCGCUACCAACUCGAAGUCGCGCGCUACGCCGCCCAGCGGGCCCACUGGCGCCGCGAGGCCUAUCGCCUCCGCGUCCAUGGCCGAAGCGUGCGCGCCGUCACUAAGCCGUGA
Vanrija pseudolonga is the source of this 393-nucleotide messenger RNA. RefSeq lists its product as uncharacterized. Bases 1 to 393 code for a protein of 130 amino acids. The transcript has a single exon. Lineage: Eukaryota; Fungi; Basidiomycota; Tremellomycetes; Trichosporonales; Trichosporonaceae. The record is from RefSeq and is a predicted model, not a curated record.